ACCACCAAGCCUCAUCACCACCGUCGGGUUGAGCUUGAUCCAUCGAAAUCCAACCGUCGGAUCACGUCCCCGUUUCUAUAUAUAAGACCCCACCUCCGCUGCCAACAGACGCAAACCUCAACCUAGCGAUUUUGCGAUAGAGAGAGAAAGGGAGAGAGUUUUAGAAACAAUGGCGGCAACAGUGUCUCCGUGGGGGAAGGCCGGCGCGUGGGCCCUAGAUUCAGAGGAGCAUGAAGACGAGCUUCUACAACAGCAACAAGAUGAUAAAGUUAAUGGAGAAUUUUCCGGCGGUGAGGGACGGCAGGCGCCGGAGGCUUCGGCGGAUUUUCCGACUUUGGCAACGGCGGCCGCUACGAAAUCCAAGAAGAAGAAAGGUCAGACCUUGUCGCUGUCGGAGUUUUCGGCCUUCGGCGCUGGGAAAUCGGCUCAGCCAAGCCAAACCAAGGGGCUGACUCAUGAGGAUUUGAUGAUGCUGCCUACUGGGCCGCGGCAGCGGAGCGCGGAGGAGCUGGACCGUGGCCGACUCGGCGGAGGGUUCAGGUCGUACGGUUCGAAUGGUUCGUAUGAAGGCGGGCGGAGUCGGUAUGGGGGCGGCGAGGAUUCGGCGAACCCUAGAUGGGGUUCUAGGGGUUCGGAGGAGAGGAGACAGGGAGGCUUUGGGAGGGAUUCGAGCAGGGAAUUGGCGCCUUCUAGGGCUGAUGAGAUCGACGAUUGGGGUGCGGCGAAGAAAUCGACGGUGGGCAAUGGGUUUGAGAGGAGGGAUAGAGGAGGGUUCUUUGAUUCGCAGUCUCGAGCAGAUGAAUCGGCCAGUUGGGUGUCGAAUAAAAGCUUCACUCCGUCGGAGGGACGAAGAUUUGGCGGCGGCGGCGGCUUUGAGAGUCUCAGAGAGAGAAGAGGGGGUUUCGAUUCUGCCUCGGAUGGUGGUGGUGGUGCUGAUUCCGAGUCCUGGGGACGGAAAAAGGAAGAGGGGAGUGGGAAUGCUAAUGGCAGUGCGGGAUCGAGGCCAAAGCUUAUUUUGCAGCCUCGGACAGUGCCGGUGAACGAUGGACAACAACCAGGGUCUGGGUCGGUUGCGAAGCCCAAGGGUCCAAAUCCUUUUGGAGAGGCCCGGCCGAGGGAGGAGGUAUUGGCUGAGAAAGGGCAGGAUUGGAAGGAAAUUGAGGAGAAGCUGGAGUCUGUGAAGCUUAAGGACGUGGGUUCACCAGGCGUGGGGCAAACAGAUGGGCCAUCGUUUGGGAAGAGGAGUUUUGGAAGUGGUAAUGCGAGGGCGAGUUUGCCUGAAAGUAGGACUGAGAAGAGUUGGAGGAAGCCAGAAUCUGAAGAUGUGAGAGCUGCGAAAACUGAGGAUGAACAUGAAGAGAAAACUCAAGAUUGAGAUGCAUGCUGAUGGUUGACAGGAACAUUUCAAAAAAAGAAAAAAGAAAAAAAAGAAAAGAAAGAAAAGUAUCAACCUAUUAAAGACUAAGAUGUUGAAUUGAUGAGAUUAUAUUGGUUUCUUUGUUUUCUUUUCUGUGUUUUGCCCUAACUGUUAUUUCUAUGAUGCAGUAUGGAGACAAUUUUGGUAGGCAUUCUCAGUAGUUGCAGUGUUUAGGCCUAAAUGGCUUUUGUUUGUAAUGGAUAUCGCCACACAGGAUUCUGUGCUAUUUCUAUUAUUAUUUUUGACAUCGAAUUCUUUCUCUUAUGUUGACCCGAGUGCAGAUUUUGGAAUCUAUAAAUUUGUGACAAAUAAAUAAGAGACUUUACCUUGUGUAUUG
This is a messenger RNA of Vitis riparia (riverbank grape), 1754 nucleotides long. Its product is annotated as eukaryotic translation initiation factor 4B3-like. NCBI's taxonomy places the organism in Eukaryota, Viridiplantae, Streptophyta, Magnoliopsida, Vitales, Vitaceae. Bases 170 to 1375 code for a protein of 401 amino acids. The record is from RefSeq and is a predicted model, not a curated record. Gene Ontology annotation, molecular function: mRNA binding; translation initiation factor activity. The transcript is spliced from 2 exons.